AUGUCUCCGGCUUAUCGCAUGCCACCUGGCAUUGUGUCACUUUGGCUAUGCCUUCUUCUAAUGCUUCUAGCAUGUGUAGAAGCAUACGAGGAAAUAUCAGAUAAGACCUUGACUCAACUCCCACGGCCCAAUAACGACUUCGACAUCCACAACGGCGCUUUAUUGUCACCUAUACUAAGGACCCGCGUCCCUGGCACCUCCGGCUCCACCGCGGUACUCAAUCACUUUGCCGACUUUUUUCGAACCGCACUGCCCAGAUGGACUAUUGAGGUUCAGAACUCCACAGCCAAAACACCACUAUCCAAGGGGAAGGAUGUACAUUUCCGAAACUUCAUCGCUACUCGCGAUCCUCCUUGGGCCUCGGUUGGUGACGUUGGCCGGCUCACUCUUGUCGCCCAUUAUGAUAGCAAGGUAGAACCGGAAGGCUUCAUCGGAGGCAUCGACAGUGCCGCGCCAUGUGCGAUGAUUAUGCAUACCAUGCGCAGCAUCGAUGCCGCGCUAGAAAAGAAAUGGUCCGCGCUACAGGAGCAAGGGUUACAUACCUACCUUGAAGAAGAGCGGGGUCUCCAGGUUAUAUUCUUGGAUGGCGAAGAGGCCUUUGAUGUCUGGACUGCGACCGAUUCCCUCUAUGGAGCUCGUGCCCUGGCUACACAUUGGGAUGACCAAGUCUAUCCCGCGAUGUCGGAAUUCAAGGGUCCCUUGUCAUCGAUAUCUCUGUUUGUCCUUUUGGAUCUGCUGGGCUCGAAAUCCCCGACAGUUCAUUCUUAUUAUGAGACAACACACUGGGCUUAUCAAAGCUUGGGCGCCCUUGAAAAACGAUUCAAGUCAUUGAAGCAGUUCAAGUCUGCCUCGGCUAAUCCAUGGUUCGUUGAUACCGAGAAUGACGGACACAACCUGUCGCCUAUGGGUGGCAUCCAGGAUGAUCACCUUCCUUUCCUCGCAAAGGGUGUUGAGAUCCUCCAUCUUAUUGACUUUACUCCCUUCAAGGGAUUCCCUUCUGUUUGGCAUUCAAUCGACGAUGAUGGUGAACAUUUAGAUUUGGAUACCGUCGAGGACUGGAGCAUGCUAGUUACCGCCUUCGUUGCGGAGUGGAUGGAGUUGGAAGGCUAUUUUGAUCAUAAAUCUGCCCCCAGUCCACGCAGUAACGACCAAUCUGCUGAGAUGGAAGCGCUCCGCAUGGAUAGGAAGACUGAGUUGUAA
This is a messenger RNA of Penicillium verrucosum, 1200 nucleotides long. Its product is annotated as glutaminyl-peptide cyclotransferase family protein. The transcript has a single exon. Gene Ontology annotation, molecular function: zinc ion binding; glutaminyl-peptide cyclotransferase activity. The record is from RefSeq and is a predicted model, not a curated record. The coding region runs from base 1 to 1200 and encodes 399 amino acids. Lineage: Eukaryota; Fungi; Ascomycota; Eurotiomycetes; Eurotiales; Aspergillaceae.